CUCAACACACACACACACCAAACUGUAUGGGAACAUGUCGCAGUACACGCUGGGAGUUCACCUGCAGAUCCUGCUGGCUGUGGGCCUGGCUGUGUUCUGCUACUGUCUGGUUCUCGGGUGCGUCCUUUGCUGUCGCAGAAGGAAGAGUGUCUCAUCAGAGGACAAGGAGGCAGUUUUUUUGUCUCCUCAUCCUGCCGAGAGGGUGACUGUGACAUUGACUCCAUCUCCAUGUACCCAACCUGUCAAGCAGCAGUAUGAGGAGCUGGACGGGGAUGUGUUGGAAUUCCCUUCCUCUAAAAGCAGCUCCUCUCCCUCUGAGGAUGACCUCACUGCUCUGCCCUUUGACCACAGCCCUACCAGAUCAGCAGAGUUGGUGCAGUCUGCUGGGUCUUCUGUUCCGAUGCGGCGCCUCAGCACCCCAGCUGUCCCCUGCACACCCAAUAAAGCUGCACGUCACAGCAGAGCCUCUCUGCCCUCCCUCACUAAGCUGAACCUGGUGUCCAGGUCCCGUCGGGCAAUGGGUCGGCGCAGCACUGUGAGCGGUGAAAGUUUUCUUUACAGCGAGAGCAGUCGACUGACUGCUGGUGCAUCCAGCGCUCCCACCCAGCAAGGAGAACCCUAUCUGUCACAGUACGGCUCUAGCUCUCUCUCCGUCUCCUCCAAGCCAGCUCCUCUACUGCAUUUCUCCUUGCUCUUCUCCUCUGCCUGUGGCACCCUGAUGGUCAACAUCCUGGGGCUCUCGGGGACCAGUCGAAGGCGCGCUGGGGUGUUUGUCCGGGUCAGCCUCCCUCCCCUCUGCCCCUCCCCUCAGCAGAUAGCCUCCCGGCGCCGCAGCCUCAGCCCAGACCUCCACAGCCAGAGCUUUGUGCUGCAGGUGGGCUCUUUGGAAGAUCUGCGCACCUGCACUUUGAGACUUGCUGUCUACAGCAGGGACUUCUCAGGCCUAAGAGAGGCUGCGCUGGGUGUGGUGGAACUGCCCUGUGAACAAAUGGAUUGGGAGCCUGACACCACCACCACCUACACCAGGCAGCUCGUCCCAACGAAAACCAAGCUAAAAAAGAGUGUGAGUUCUCAGGAAACGCUGGGUCACAGGAAGAACUCGAUGUGUGUGCCGCGGGCUUUGGGCCAGCUAUUCAUCCUGCUGCAAUACCAGACGCUGGCCCAGCGCAUAAAGGUGAUGGUCCGAAAGGCUGAGAAUCUGGCCAAGCUCACACGGAUCCCAGGAGCUCCAGACCACUAUGUUGUCAUCAACCUGUGUCAGGAUGGGAAAAUAAUAGGUACCAAGGAGACCAAAGGGGCCAGCGGUCCAAAUCCAGUCUGGAAUGCUCCCUUCCUGUUUGACGUGCCCUCUGGUGACAUCACUCAGCUACCACUGGUGCUGGAGUUUAUUGUCAUGCAGGGCCGCCUCUACACCAAGAGCAGUAUUCUGGGUCGGGUGUUGAUUGGCAACAACGUCUCAGAGGCGGGACAGGGACACUGGAAGGAAAUGUGCAGUCGGGGGCAAAUAGAGACGGCUCGCUGGCACACCAUCCAAUCAGAUUUGCUGUAGGACUGAUUGACAAACUGUGGGACUGUCCCUCCGCCACCCAGUGAGAGAAACGCAUAGAGGUGACGUUAGGUGGGAAUAACAUGCAACUGGGUUUCACACACUUUGAAGUAUUUCUUUAUGGUCUUAUUUUUAUUCUGUUGCAGAUAUUGGUAGCUUUGAUGACUUUAACAACAUAUGUUCAUGAAUCAAAUAAGUUUCAGUGUUCAUGCUGUUUUAGGGAGAGACAAAUCAAAUAUCCAGAUGGUCCAUGAGUAUCUACAGAGCUUCAGAAGGAGAGACAUUGAUCACUGCGUGGAGGAGGGAUGUGCAGCAGCUUUCUCCAUAUCAACAGUAUUCUGCAUCCCGACAUUGCCUUUGUGAUUAUUUCCACUGUGACUUCUUAUAUCUGUAUAACUGUAUCAUAUUGGUUGUAUGCAACCUGUGCUGAUGUUGUGGUGGUGUUUGUAUUGUGCCCAGAGGCUACAAAUGUUAGUGUGGAAAGUUACGGAGCAUAUUCGGUAUGUUACCACUCUGCUUGUGGUUUGCUGUGGUGUGUUACUAUGCCAGUAUUUGUCCACGUACAGUACUGUAAACACCUUAGGAACAUGUACCAGUGACAUGUCUGCUGAGUUAUAGUUUUUUUUUUGUUGUUGUUGUUGUUUUUUAGGACUGGUAAAUUUUGGUCUCUUUUCAUACAUAGGAAGCUACAAUAACAUGUGGGUUCACAGAUACCACAGCUCAGUUCUGGAUAUAUACUUAGAUGGUUUUAACAGUUCUAUAAUAGCUACAACUUUAUUCAACAAUAAUGCAAAACAGAUGAUUGUGACCAAGCAGCAGCAUUACCAAAUAACAUGACUGACUGUCAUACACUUCGCAUACACUGUUGCUCCUUUGCUAUUGGAUUUUAUUAUUAAACACAACCUGCAGCAGUGUGUCAAUUUUUGUCUUAUGAUUCCUCACAUUACAAGAGAAGCCUCAGUGAAGAAUAACCCUAAACAUAAUUGCAUGAUGACUUCAGCAUGGACUGACAACUUUCUCUGCAGUCACUGGAACAUUGUAAAAUAGAAACUGAAAUAUAUGUGGCCAAUUUUAGACAGACUUGCACAGCAAAUAUAAGGCAGUCAAAAACCAACAAUGAAUUAAACCAUCCAUCAUUCUCAAGUUGGAAAAUUAAAUUGGAAAAUAUUAAAAUAAUAUUAUUCAGUAUGAAUAAAAGGAGCACUGUCAGUCCUAUUUUCAGCCACAAGACACAUUAAUAUUACACCUUCAUUUUAGGGGUUAAACUAACAUUUGUCUGGCCUAUUGUCAGCAUUAAAAACGACUGCAGCUCAAGGGGUAACGCCACAGUGUCCAGACUAAAGAUGUAAGAAAAAUGUGUUAAUAACACACUCAUUUCAGUAUUUGAGAAACCAACACUAACAAAGCAAAAGGGGUUUUAACAUAACAAUUCUUAACAUCUCAACAUUUCGUCACAUAAAACAGUGACAGAAAAAUCUAUUAUGUGUUAAUACUAACAUAAUUUUUUGGGGGUUUCUAGAAAGGUUUAGUUGUGUUUGUAUUUAUACUAUAUUGACCAUGUUGAUGCCUGCUGGUGGCAUGUAUUGUCUUACCUGUAUAUGAAUGCCUUUACUUUUAAAAGGGAACAGCUUCAGAAUUCCUUUAAUUGAUAUAUAAAGGAAUUUUGCCAAAGAUGUGGAUUUUAUUGCGUUUUUUUUUUUUUUCAAUGUAUUUCUUUGAAAUAUGCCUAUUCUAUUGCUGGAA
Molecule: messenger RNA, 3289 nt
Organism: Epinephelus fuscoguttatus (brown-marbled grouper)
Lineage: Eukaryota; Metazoa; Chordata; Actinopteri; Perciformes; Serranidae
Product: synaptotagmin-5
Exons: 5
Coding region: 35-1549 (504 amino acids)
Biological process (GO): regulation of dopamine secretion; cellular response to calcium ion; vesicle fusion
Cellular component (GO): synapse; axon
Molecular function (GO): clathrin binding; calcium-dependent phospholipid binding; SNARE binding
Source: RefSeq, a predicted model, not a curated record